Aaosphaeria arxii CBS 175.79 is the source of this 2395-nucleotide messenger RNA. Its product is annotated as glycoside hydrolase family 36 protein. The record is from RefSeq and is a predicted model, not a curated record. Gene Ontology annotation, molecular function: alpha-galactosidase activity. The transcript is spliced from 3 exons. Gene Ontology annotation, biological process: carbohydrate catabolic process. Lineage: Eukaryota; Fungi; Ascomycota; Dothideomycetes; Pleosporales. The coding region runs from base 4 to 2232 and encodes 742 amino acids.
ACCAUGGGUGCCAUGUUCAGAAUCUAUUCAUUGGCAGCUUUGGCUGGCGUUGGAUUGGCCCAGCAAGCCAUCACAACCUCGGGUACAAAUUUCACUCUGAAUGGAGAUGGUGUAUCGUACUUAUUCCACGUUGACGACAAGACCGGCGACCUGAUCUCCGAUCACUUUGGCGGGCCUGUCGAUGAUUUCACCCCACCUGCAUUCGUUCUCCCCUGGGGCUGGAACGAUGGGUUGGCCAAUCUCCGUCGAGAGUUCCCAGACAUCGGCCGUAGCGAUUUCCGACUACCAGCAAUCCACAUCAAGCACGCCGACGGCGAUACCGUAACAGCUUUUCGGUAUAAGUCCCACGAGGUUGUCGAAGGUAAACCUGCGCUUCCAGGAUUACCAGCAACAUUUGGGGAUGCUGGGAACGUCUCUACUAUCAUUGUGAAUCUGCACGACAAUGUAUCCGAUGUUUCGGCUGCAUUGUCGUACUCGAUUUUCCCGAAGUACAAUGCUGUCGCACGCAGCUUUCAGAUCACGAACAAUGGUACCGGCGAGAUCUCCAUUGAGAAAGCAGCAAGCUUUAGUGUGGAUCUUCCGGCGCUCGAUCUUGAUAUGAUUGAAGUUCAUGGAGAUUGGGCGCAUGAGUUCCACAGAGUCAAGAGGCACAUUGAGUUCGGAGAGACAACUUUCCGAAGCUCGAAUGGUUUUUCGGGACAUCUCCACAAUCCUUUCUUCGCAUUGGUCACGCCAACGACGACUGAAGGCUCUGGAGAGGCAUGGGGCUUCAACCUUGUCUACACCGGUAGUUUCGAAGCUACGACAGAGAAGUUCUCAAACGGUUUUUUGAGGGUCCUACUUGGAUUGAAUUCGCUACACGCUAGCUUGCCUCUGCAGCCGGGUGAGAAAUUCGUUUCUCCAGAAGCUGUGGCCGUAUACUCUGCCAAUGGUGUUGGUGGAAUGUCGCAAUCUUUCCACGACCUAUACCGAAACCAUUUGUCGCGUUCCAAUUACACGCACGAAUAUCGACCGGUUCUUCUGAACUCUUGGGAAGGCCUCAGCUUCAACAUCAAUGAGACCGCCCUCGUUAAGCUUUCUGGCGAAGCAGAGGAGCUUGGCAUUGAACUGUUCGUCAAUGAUGAUGGUUGGUUUGGUGUUGAAUAUCCACGAAACAAUGACUCUCUUGGUCUUGGUGACUGGACUCCAAACCCUGCAAAGUUUCCCAAUGGUCUCAAACCAUAUGUGGAUCGAGUCAAUAACUACACCAUCGCCAAUACGUCGCAACUCGCGGGUGAGCCUUUGAGGUUUGGUUUGUGGGUUGAACCAGAGAUGGUCAAUGUUAACUCGACCUUGUACAACGAGCACCCCGACUGGGUCUUGCACGCUGGCAAACACGCCAGAAGUCUGACUCGAAACCAGCUUAUACUCAAUCUCAGCAUGCCUGUGGUUCAAGACUUCAUCAUCGACACUGUUUCUGGGAUCCUUGAUUCAGCCAAUAUCCAAUACAUCAAAUGGGACAACAACCGUGGCAUUCACGAGACAUCCCACCCAUCCGAUGAUUACAACUACAUGCUCGGUAUCUACCGCGUCAUCGACAAUCUCACCACCCGAUACCCUGACGUCCUUUGGGAAGGUUGCGCAUCCGGAGGCGCCCGCUUCGAUGCCGGCUUGCUCCACUACUGGCCGCAACACUGGACAUCCGACAACACAGACGCAGCAGAGCGUCUCACAAUCCAGCUCGGCACAUCUCUCGUCUACCCGCCCUCUGCCAUGGGCUGCCACGUCUCCGCCGUGCCCAACGGCAUCACCGGCCGCAACAUCUCGAUCGAAUACCGGGCGCACGUAGCCCUGAUGUGCGGUUCCUUCGGCUUCGAACUCAACCCCGAAGAACUCAGCGCAGAAGAGCGCGACGCAAUCCCAUCCAUAAUGCAGGAAGCCAAGCGUAUCAAUCCGAUCGUCAUCAGCGGCGACUUCUACCGCUUGGCCAUCCCCGACGAGACAAAUUGGCCGGCCGUGCAGUUUAUUUCGAAGGAUGCGUCCGAGGCGUUCGUGCUUGCGUUCCAGCAGAAGUCGACGAUCAAGCCUGCGCCGCCGCCGUUGAGGUUGAGGGGCUUGGAUCCGAAGGCGAGGUACUUUAAUGAUUAUGAUAAUGGGACGUACAGUGGUGCGACUUACAUGAAUGGUGGGAUCAAUAUCAUGUUCGAGAGGAAGGAUUAUGUGAGUCAUUUGAUAUGGCUUGAGAAGCAGUAAAAGGGAUCUCUAUGUAGGAUUGGGCAUCGAGGUAUUCUUGCUUAUACUGACCCAGCGGACGAAUCUUGACAGGAGCUGAUGUAGUCAAUGACAUGAUGGAAAGGAAUCACGACAUACAAUCUAUAUGUCAUCGUGUAAAAGUCUGUCUAUACUAUAAUUUUAG